UCGAAUGCUGUGAGGAAAAAAGCAACAUUGUAGCGGUGCGGGCUGCGCGGCGGAUACUUUCCUCUUUACACUGUGGAGCAGCAUGGCGGAGGAGAGAGCUCAGCCGACCGCAAAGCGUCUCUGUUCCAGGCCCUUCCCAGUUUCUAGAUCGUCCCAGAAACCUGCACUGACCGGGAGAGUACACAACCCGGAGUCUCUCCUGGAUGCCAGCGCUAAAAUGGUGGCGGAGAAGUGGCCCUUCCAGCAAGUGGAGGAACGUUUUUCCCGCAUCCCCGAGCCCGUCCAAAGACGAAUUGUUUACUGGUCUUUCCCGAGGAACGAGAGGGAGAUCUGUAUGUACUCGUCCUUUAACUACUACUCUCCCGAGGAGACGGCAGCCGCCGCGGCAGGAGGUGCAGCCGUAACCGGGGACGAUGAUAACAGACUCCCGUUCAGGAGAGGUAUUAAACUGCUGGAGAGCGGCUAUGUGGAAAAUGUUCUUCAAGUAGGAUUUCAUCUGAGCGGAACCGUGACUGAACCAGGCACCCAGUCAGAGCCUGAAAUGAUCUACAGAGUGGCCAUCAGUUUUGACCGCUGCAAGAUCACCUCCGUAACGUGUGGCUGUGGCAACAAAGACAUUUUUUACUGCGCCCAUGUAGUGGCACUUUCGCUGUACAGAAUACGAAAGGCCGAUCAUGUCAAACUGCGUCUUCCCAUCUCUGAGACACUUUUCCAAAUGAACAGAGACCAGCUUCAGAAAUUUAUACAGUAUUUAAUCACAGCUCACCACACAGAAGUACUUCCCACAGCACAGAAAUUGGCUGAUGAAAUCCUAUCAUCCAAUUCGGAGAUCAACCAAGUACAUGGUGCCCCCGACCCGACAGCAGGUGCCAGUAUUGAUGACGAAAAUUGCUGGCAUCUUGACGAAGAGCAAGUUCGAGAGCAAGUCAAGCAAUUCUUAUCGCAGGGAGGGUACUACGGGUCUGGCAAGCAGCUGAAUUCCAUGUUUGCUAAGGUACGAGAGAUGCUGAAGAUGAGGGAUUCAAAUGGUGCCAGGAUGUUGACAUUAAUAACAGAACAAUUCAUGGCUGACCCACGGCUCUCACUCUGGAGGCAACAAGGCACAGGCAUGACAGACAAAUGCCGUCAGCUAUGGGAUGAACUGGGUGCACUGUGGGUAUGCAUUGUAUUGAAUCCUCACUGCAAACCAGAUGAGAAAAUCUCCUGGCUCCGACAACUGAAGAAGUGGAGUGACAUGGAUGUCUGUCCUCUUGAAGAUGGAAACUAUGGCAACGAGUUACCCAACAUCACCAAUGCCCUUCCCCAGAGCUCCAAUCAGAAUCCAGAUUCUUUAGCUAGACCAAGAAGGACAGUUUUCACACGUGCAAUGGAGGCUUGUGAUCUACACUGGCAGGAUAGUCACCUUCAGCGUAUCAUUAGCAGCGAUUUUUAUGCAUCACCCUCUUACCAGAGAGAGGGUGAGAGCCUCCUUUUCAACUCUCAUGGACAACCUCUGUGGUUAGAACAUGUUCCCACUGCCUGUGCUAGGGUCGAUGCCCUUCGUUCACAUGGUUAUCCCAAAGAAGCUCUGAGAUUAGCGGUUGCAAUCAUCAACACACUCCGUCUACAACAGCAACGGCAGUUGGAGAUCUAUAAGCAUCAGAAAAAAGAAUUAUUACACAGAGGAGUAACUACAAUUACAAAUUUGGAAGGGUGGGUGGGACAUCCUCUGGACCCGAUUGGGUGUCUCUUCAUCACAUUGACUGAAGCUUGCCGACUGGAGGAUGAAAGUUGUAUAGACACAGCAGAUUCUAACAGCGAUCUGAAGCCUGCUAUCUACCAACACGUAGCUGUGUCCGGGUGCCUGGAUAGCAAUGAAUCUUACCUUACACUGGCUAUGGAGGUAGCACUGAUGGGCAUGGGUCAGCAAAGAGUAAUGCCUGAGGGACUCUAUGCACAAGACAAGGUCUGUCGCAAUGAGGAACAAAUAAUCUUCAAACUACAGGAGCUUGAAUUAGACGAAAUGCUUGUACAAGUCCUACGUAAACAGUCUAUUAUCCUAUUAGAAGGAGGUCCUUUCAGUGGCCUGGGUGAGGUGAUUCACCGAGAAAGCGUGCCAAUGCACACGUUUGCAAAGUACCUGUUCUCAGCAUUACUGUCGCACGAUGCUGACCUUGCGUACAAGCUGGCUUUAAGAGCAAUGAGAUUGCCUGUUCUAGAGUCCACCGCACACACAGGUGAUGUCUCACACCCCCACCACAUUGUUUCUGUCGUACCCAGUCGAUACCCUCGCUGGUUUACUUUAGGGCACCUGGAGUCUCAACAAUGUGAGCUGGCCUCAACAAUGUUAACAGCUGCCAAAGGAGAUAUGUUGAGGUUACGGACUGUCCUAGAAGCGAUCCGGAAGAACAUUCACUCCUCUUCCUUAAUAUUCAAACUGGCCCAAGAUGCGUUUAAAAUAGCCACACCAGCAGACAGUCCUCCUGAUAUUACGCUUCUCAACGUGGCGCUUGAGCUUGGGUUACAGGUGAUGAGGAUGACUCUGUCGACCUUGAAUUGGCGACGCAGGGAAAUGGUGCGCUGGUUGGUGACCUGUGCUACAGAAGUUGGUGUGCGAGCUUUGGUCAGCAUUCUACAGAGCUGGUACACACUCUUCACUCCAACUGAAGCAACCAGUAUUGUGGCAGCUACUGUCACGUCGCACAACACCAUUCUUCGGCUGAACUUGGACUACACACAACGGGAGGAAUUGGCUAGCUGUGCCCGUACCCUUGCUCUUCAGUGUGCCAUGAAAGAUCCACAGAAUUGUGCACUGUCUGCUUUAACACUCUGUGAGAAAGACCAUAUUGCCUUUGAAACGGCCUAUCAAAUUGUUAUCGAUGCAGCUUCUACGGGUAUGACCUAUUCCCAGUUGUUUACCAUAGCUCGAUAUAUGGAGCAUCGAGGGUACCCAUUACGGGCCUUCAAACUCGCCAGCCUUGCCAUGACCCACCUCAAUUUAGCCUACAACCAGGACACCCACCCAGCUAUCAAUGAUGUUCUAUGGGCAUGUGCUUUGAGCCACUCUUUGGGUAAAAAUGAACUGGCUGCCAUUAUCCCUUUGGUCGUUAAGAGUGUACAGUGUGCCACAGUGCUGUCAGACAUUCUGCGCAGGUGUACAAUGACGGCACCUGGACUAGCGGGUAUACCUGGCCGGCGGAACUCGGGUAAAUUGAUGUCAACUGACAAGGCUCCUCUCCGCCAGCUCUUGGAUGCCACUAUUGGUGCUUACAUCAACACCACUCACUCUCGCCUAACGCACAUCAGCCCGCGGCACUAUGGGGAGUUUAUUGAAUUUCUUAGCAAAGCCAGAGAAACGUUUCUAAUGGCACAGGAUGGACAUAUUCAAUUUGCUCAGUUCAUAGAUAACUUAAAACAGAUUUAUAAGGGAAAGAAAAAACUAAUGAUGCUUGUCCGAGAACGCUUUGGCUGAUGCACUAUUUAUAAACUUUUAUUGUUUCCUUUUUUUUUGUUCAACUGUGAUCUUGUCUCUUAGGAGUGGUACUCAGUGUCUUGGCACAGCCAGUGGAGCCAGUCAGCUUUUAUUUCAGCAUUAACCAGUAUAAACAUUGUUCAGUAAUUUCAGCAGCCACAAAAUUAACUGUUCUGGCACAUAAAACUCAAGGAUUGUGGAAAACAAAGUUAUACAAAGUCUCUUAUGUUUUACAAGUGUACCCAGUAAACCAAAUCCUAGCACACAAGGCAAAUACCUCUAGCAAGCUCUCUAUUUCUCUAAUGUUUUGUGUGUGUGUGUGUGUGUGUGUGUGUGUGUGUGUGUGUGUGUGUGUGUGUGGCUCUCUCUGCCUGUGUGUCUCUCUCUGUCUCUAUUUCUCUCUGUCUCUGUCUCUAGUUCUGUCUGUCUCUGUCUCUCUCUCGUUGUCUCCCAUAGUCAGCUUUAAUCUCCAUGAGUUGCCAGGUUUAAAGCAAAGGAAAGAGUAUGCAUUUUUAAAAAAUGAUUAUGUAUUAGCAAAGCAACACUAAACCUCACGCACCACCAAAACAGUUUAGUGAGAUGGCUUACUCACACGUGACCAUACACCGUGUGUUUUUGUGUGUGUGAAGGUACUUAAAGAAGAGACCAUUCUCAGGGAUGCUAAACAAAAGUAGCAAAAGCAUUUAUGAAAACUGUAAAUAUUAUAUUAUAUGUGUCUAUUAUUGAAAGAAUUGUAAAGUAUAUUAAUUUAUAAUUAAUAUUCUAUGUCAUUAAUGGAAUACUUGAAAUUCACUGUGGGCUGGAAAUGUUUUAACAGGAGGGAGACUGCAGAGCACAUUUCUCAGGUUACCCCCAUGCAUUGUGUGUUUGUAUGUAAACGAGUGAAGGAGAUGACAUCUCUAUGCAGAACUACUUAUGUACUGUCCCCUGGAUAUGAACUGGUUCCCAAGGUUAAAUUGGGAAUAAUUUUUUAAUAAGUUUUAUUUUUAGGAGCUGAAGAUUAGGUGUAGAUGAAAGAAUUUGGACUUGGUACUUUAUGAAAGUACACACAGGUAUUAAUUAAACUUGCCUCGUACCUCUGUUGGGACAGUAUUCUGUGGUUCAAAAAAUUAUUUAAAAAUAAGAAGUCAUGGGUGACUGUGAAGUAAAUGAGCUGGUAGCACUCAGCGUUAUUCGUUAGAACUUGCGUGUACAACCUCUCGUUACAUAAACCAUAUUUCGUAACAGCAACUCUAUCAUGUUCUAAUACCACAGAUAAUUAAAAAGAAAAGUUAUUAAAAAGUGUUUCAACUUAAAAA
Mobula hypostoma (lesser devil ray) is the source of this 4749-nucleotide messenger RNA. It is a transcript of the gene zswim5, whose product is annotated as zinc finger, SWIM-type containing 5. The record is from RefSeq and is a predicted model, not a curated record. Gene Ontology annotation, molecular function: zinc ion binding. The transcript has 14 exons. Bases 83 to 3451 code for a protein of 1122 amino acids. NCBI's taxonomy places the organism in Eukaryota, Metazoa, Chordata, Chondrichthyes, Myliobatiformes, Myliobatidae. Gene Ontology annotation, cellular component: Cul2-RING ubiquitin ligase complex.